Molecule: messenger RNA, 318 nt
Organism: Colletotrichum lupini
Lineage: Eukaryota; Fungi; Ascomycota; Sordariomycetes; Glomerellales; Glomerellaceae
Exons: 1
Coding region: 1-318 (105 amino acids)
Source: RefSeq, a predicted model, not a curated record
AUGAGAGUGACCCCAGGCUUGUUUCUUGCUUGUCUUGUCGUCCUCGACGGAUACACUACGUAUCCGUGUGUGGGAACUCGGGGGGGGAUGGCGUGUAUGUCGUCUAGCAGUGCCACAAAGAGCCGACUGCCGCGCGAGAGCGAGCAAUGGCCCUUGGACGCUCUCAUUUUGUCCCCGUCGCUGUGGCACUCUCAAGUUGCUCUCUGUCGAUCCAUCUUCAUCCCAUGGCUGGUUGGUACUUCACACUCAGUACCUGUCUCCAGGCUCCAUGCUGUUGGAGCGGCCCAAUUCGGAGAUUUCAAGACCUGGGACUCUUGA